CCCCAGCGCGUCGCCGCCGCUGACAGCAUGAGCGAGACGGUGGUGUGCAGUGCCCGGGCGGCGGUGCUGCUCUACGAUGACACCCACAAGCAGUGGGUGGCGGCGGGUGGGGGUCCCCAGACCCUCAGCUGCGUCCAGCUCUACCACCACCCCGGCGCCAAUGCCUUCCGCCUGGUGGGGCGCAAGAUGCAGCCCGACCAGCAGGUGGUGCUGAACUGCCCGCUGGGGCGGGGGCUGCGCUACAGCCAGGCCACCCCCCAGUUCCACCAGUGGCGGGAGGCCCGCCGGGUCUGGGGGCUCAGCUUCGGGGCCCCCCGCGAGGCCGCCCUCUUCGCUGCCGCUGUCCUGCGGGCCCUGCGGGCGCUGGAGGAGGGCACCCCCCUGUCAUGGCCGGACCCCGAUGCUUCAGCUCCGGAGGAGCCCGAGCAGCAGGAGAGGCAGGCGCUGGAGGAGCCUGAGCGCCGUGUGGCGGCUGCAGGCACUCAGGCUGUGCCCACUGGAGGCCCCCCGCCGCCCCCUGGCCCCCCACCGCCCCCGGGCCCCCCCCCACCCCCCGGCCCCCCGCCAGCCACGGGGGUCCCGCCUGCUCCCCCCUUACCGGUGGCGGCGGGUGCUGCCGGGGCGGGGCCCGGGGGGGGCUCCGGUUUUGCCGCCGCCAUCGCGGGGGCUAAACUCAGGAAAGUUGGCAAGGAUGAGGCGCCGGGUGUCGGGGCCCCCCCUGCACCCCCCAAGGGCGAGGGUGCCCGGGGGGGGGGCGGGGGGGGGCUGAUGGAGGAGAUGAGUGCCAUGCUGGCCCGACGGAGGAAAGCCACCCUGCAGGGGGACAAGCCAGUGCCAAAGAGGGAGGAGGAUGUCACCAGCGACGAGGCGGAGCCGGGCACUAGGACCUCGGUGCAGCCCGCGGGUGAGUGGCGGGGAACAACUCCCAGCGUGCCUCGCGGCCCGCCCCCGUGGCCAGGCACACUGGGACAUGUACCCGUGCGGAGGCCCUGGGAGAAGGCCAGCUCCACACUGCCCAGGAUGAAGUCAGCCAUCCCGGCUGCCCCUGCCGAUCCCCCCAGCUCUGCCGAUGAGCCCGACCUGGAGCGAAUCAAACAGGAGCUGCUGGAGGAGGUGCGGAGGGAGCUGCAGAAGAUGAAGGAGGAGAUCAUUGAAGCGUUCAUGGUGGAGCUGCGGAAGCGGAGCGUGCCAUAACCCACCCCCCCCCUAAAAUGGGCCCG
Messenger RNA from Gavia stellata (red-throated loon), 1220 nucleotides. RefSeq names its product vasodilator stimulated phosphoprotein (gene VASP). Gene Ontology annotation, biological process: neural tube closure; actin cytoskeleton organization; positive regulation of actin filament polymerization. The record is from RefSeq and is a predicted model, not a curated record. NCBI's taxonomy places the organism in Eukaryota, Metazoa, Chordata, Aves, Gaviiformes, Gaviidae. Gene Ontology annotation, molecular function: profilin binding; SH3 domain binding.